CAGAUGGAGGAUCCCAUCCAGCUGAAAGAGGAGGGCAAUAAAUAUUUUCAGGCCAGUGACUACGAGAAAGCCGUGCAAAGCUACACUCAGGCCAUAAAGCUCAACAAAGACAAGGCGCUGCAGGCGGUGCUGUACAGGAACAGGGCAGCCUGCUUCCUCAAAAAGGAGGAAUACGCCAAAGCAGCCUCAGAUGCAUCCAGAGCUAUUGACAUCAAUGCUUCAGAUAUCAAAGCCUUGUACAGGCGCAGCCAAGCUCUGGAAAAACUGGGGAAAUUGGAUCAAGCAUUCAAAGAUGCUCAGAAAUGUGCCACCAUUGAACCCCGCAACAAGAACUUCCAGGAGGCCCUGAGGAGACUGGGGGCCAACAUCCAGGAGAAGCUGCACAUUCAGUUCUCCACAGACCUGAGGGUGCAGAAGAUGUUUGAAAUCCUGCUGGAUGAGAACAGUGAGAAAGAAAAGCGAGAAAAGGCUGCCAACAACCUCAUAGUCCUGGGGCGCGAAGAAGCAGGUGCUGAGAGGAUUUUCCAGAACAAUGGGGUCAGUUUGCUGCUGCAGCUGAUAGAGACCAAAAAUCCUGAGCUGAUCCUGGCAGCUGUGAGGACACUUUCAGGCAUGUGCACAGGACAUAAGGCUCGGGCCACUGCCAUCCUCCACUACCUGGGCAUCGACAGCAUCUGCACGUGGAUGGCAGUAGACAAUGAAGAAAUCUCCCUAGCUGUCUGCAACCUCCUGCAGACCAUCACAGACUGCUUGCUGGGCCAGGGGAAAGAGGAGCACCAUGGGAAGGAGGAGGCUGUUGUGCUGGAUACCAAGAAGGACCUAAGGAUGAUCACAACGCGCUUGCUGGACAUGCUGGUCAGUAAGACUGUAUCUGGGCAGGGACGAGACCGAGCUCUAAACCUCCUCAACAAGAAUAUACCAAGGAAAGACCUGAAAGACCAUGACAACAGCAGGUCCAUAUUUGUCAUUGACAAUGGCUUAAAAAAGAUCCUGAAAGUGGUGGGGCAGAUUCCUGAGAUGCCUGACUGCCUGCCCCUGACAGAGAACACCCAGCUGACAGCCUCUGUCCUCCUCAACAAACUGUACGACGACCUGCGCUGUGACCCAGAGCGGGACAAGUACCGGCUGAUCUGUGAGGAGUACAUCAAGAGCAAAAUCGACCCACAGAACAUGGAUAAGACACUCCAUGCCAUCCAGAUAGUGUCUGGAGUUCUGCAAGGGCCCUUUGACUUAGGCAACAAACUGCUUGGCAUGAAGGGAGUCAUGGAGAUGAUGGUUGCCCUGUGUGGGUCUGAGAGGGAGAUCGACCAGCUGGUGGCAGUGGAAGCUCUCAUCCAUGCCUCCACCAAGCUGAGCAGAGCCACCUUCAUCAUCUCCAACGGGGUGACACUCCUGAAGGAAAUCUACAAGAAGACUAAGAAUGAGAAGAUCAAAAUCCGAGCCCUGGUGGGUCUCUGCAAGCUGGGGUCAGCAGGAGGUACAGAUUAUGGACUGAGGCAGUUUGCUGAGGGGUCCACUGAGAAGUUGGCCAAGCAGUGCCGCAAAUGGUUGUGCAACACCAGCAUUGAUGCCCGCACCAGGAAGUGGGCUGUGGAAGGGAUGGCAUAUCUGACCUUCGAUGCAGAUGUGAAAGAUGACUUUGUUGAAGAUGAGCCAGCCCUGCAAGCUAUGUUUGAAUUAGCCAAGACAAGUGACAAGACUAUUUUGUAUUCCGUGGCUUCUGCACUGGUGAACUGCACCAACAGCUAUGAUACCAAGGAGCUGGUCCCAGAGCUGGUGCAACUGGCAAAGUUCUCCAAGCAGCACGUGCCUGAGGAGCACCCAAAGGACAAGAAGGAUUUUGUGGUGAAGCGGGUGAAGCGGCUGCUGAAAGCCGGGGUGGUGUCUGCGCUGUCCUGCAUGGUGAAGGCAGACAGCGCCCUCCUGACCGACCAGAGCAAGGAGCUCAUCGCCAGGGUGUUCCUUGCCUUGUGUGAAGACCCCAAGGACCGCGGGACCAUUGUUGCUCAGGGCGGUGGAAAGGCCCUGAUACCUCUGGCUGUGGAAGGCACAGAAGUUGGCAAGAUAAAGGCUUCUCACGCUCUGGCAAAAAUUGCUGCUAUCUCCAAUCCAGACAUGGCCUUCCCAGGGGAGAGGGUGUAUGAGGUGGUGAGGCCCCUGUACAUCUUGCUGAACACGGAGAGAGACGGCCUCCAGAAUUAUGAGGCUCUGUUAGGCCUCACUAACUUUUCAGGAAGAAGUGAUAAACUUCGGAUGAAGAUAAUCAAAGAGAAGGCACUGCCAGAUAUUGAAAACUACAUGUUUGAGAAUCAUGACCAACUCCGACAGGCGGCCACGGAGUGCAUGUGCAACCUGGUGGUCAACAAGGAGGUUCAGGAGCGGUUUGUGGCUGAUGGGAACGACCGGCUGAAGUUGGUGGUGUUGCUGUGUGGGGAGGAUGAUGAGAAAGUCCAGGUUGCAGCAGCAGGAGCCCUGGCCGUGCUCACAGCAGCACAGAAGAAACUCUGCUCCAAGAUGACUGAAGUGACCACCCAGUGGCUUGAAAUCCUGCAGAGGCUCUGCUUGCACGACAACAUGAAAGUACAGCACCGAGGACUGGUCAUUGCUUUCAAUCUGAUCAGUGCUGACAAAGAGCUGGCAAAGAAGCUGGUGGAGUCGGAGCUGCUGGAGAUCCUGACGUAUGUUGGCAAGCAGGAAGAUGACCCCAAGAAGCAGCAUGUCAUCAAUGCAGCACGAGAUUGCCUCACCAGGUGCAUGGAUUAUGGGCUGAUCAAACCUCUCUCUCAGGCAUGAGGAAAUGAAAAGCACCAACAAAGGCUGAGCUGGGGGGAGAAGCUGCAGAUAUGCUGAAAAGUGAGA
Messenger RNA from Chaetura pelagica (chimney swift), 2859 nucleotides. RefSeq names its product unc-45 homolog B (C. elegans) (gene UNC45B). The record is from RefSeq and is a predicted model, not a curated record. Gene Ontology annotation, molecular function: Hsp90 protein binding. Lineage: Eukaryota; Metazoa; Chordata; Aves; Apodiformes; Apodidae.